Alexandromys fortis (reed vole) is the source of this 1017-nucleotide messenger RNA. RefSeq names its product T-complex protein 1 subunit beta. Gene Ontology annotation, biological process: protein folding. Gene Ontology annotation, cellular component: chaperonin-containing T-complex. The record is from RefSeq and is a predicted model, not a curated record. The transcript has 7 exons. Gene Ontology annotation, molecular function: ATP binding; ATP-dependent protein folding chaperone. NCBI's taxonomy places the organism in Eukaryota, Metazoa, Chordata, Mammalia, Rodentia, Cricetidae. The annotation marks the transcript as partial.
CUUCUGGUGAAGUUUGAGCAGAAUGUUCUUGUGUAUUUCAUCUGCAGACAGCUAAUUUAUAAUUACCCUGAACAACUCUUUGGUGCUGCUGGUGUCAUGGCUAUUGAGCAUGCAGAUUUUGCAGGUGUGGAACGCCUAGCUCUUGUCACAGGUGGUGAGAUUGCAUCCACCUUUGAUCACCCAGAGCUGGUGAAGCUUGGAAGCUGCAAACUAAUUGAAGAAGUCAUGAUUGGAGAAGACAAACUCAUCCACUUUUCUGGGGUUGCCCUUGGUGAGGCUUGUACCAUUGUACUUCGUGGUGCCACUCAGCAAAUUUUGGAUGAAGCGGAGAGGUCUUUGCAUGAUGCCCUUUGUGUUCUUGCCCAAACUGUGAAAGAUCCUAGGACAGUGUAUGGAGGAGGUUGUUCUGAGAUGGUGAUGGCUCAUGCUGUGGCAAAACUUGCCAGUAAAACACCAGGAAAAGAAGCUGUAGCAAUGGAGUCUUUUGCUAAAGCCUUGAGAAUGCUUCCAACCAUCAUAGCUGACAAUGCAGGCUACGACAGUGCAGAUCUGGUGGCACAGCUCCGAGCUGCUCACAGUGAAGGCCGAACAACUGCUGGGCUGGAUAUGAAGGAAGGUACCAUUGGAGACAUGGCAGUACUGGGUAUAACAGAGAGCUUCCAAGUGAAGCGACAGGUUCUUUUGAGUGCAGCUGAAGCAGCAGAGGUGAUUCUUCGUGUGGACAACAUCAUCAAAGCAGCACCAAGGAAACGUGUCCCUGAUCACCACCCCUGCUAAGCAUUCCCAUUGGCUGUUGAUCUCUGGACCAGUCCGUAGCAGAAUUGUAUUUGAAAGACUCAACCUUUUAAAGAAGACUGUGGAAUUGAUGUAUCCAUGAUAGUUUGAAUAUUUAGCUGACCUUUUGUUUAAACAUGGGUCUAAUUUAUUUGCUAUUUCAUUUUGCAUACAAUUCAGUUGACUUACAAGUUCAUUUCUCAUACUGUGUAUUAAAAUAAAAAUCCAGUUAUUAACUCUUAA